Messenger RNA from Sorghum bicolor (sorghum), 1071 nucleotides. RefSeq names its product lysine-rich arabinogalactan protein 19. Lineage: Eukaryota; Viridiplantae; Streptophyta; Magnoliopsida; Poales; Poaceae. The transcript has 2 exons. The record is from RefSeq and is a predicted model, not a curated record. Bases 1 to 627 code for a protein of 208 amino acids.
AUGGCUGCGGAGGCUGAGCGAAUGCUUCGCGCGGCGGCGUCUCGCUCAUCCCAGCUCCGCCCCCCCCCCCCCCUCACCCUCCACUUCCGCUCCUCGGCUCCUCUCCUACCGCCUCUCUCUCCCCCAAUCCAUUCCCACCAGAUUCGCCUCGCCGCCCCCUCCUCGCUCACCCUUGAUGCCACGCCCCCUCCCAUGGCGCCACGCCCGCGGCCCACCGCACCCGCCCGAGCCGCGACGCUGACCCUCCUCCUCCUCCCGCUCCUCCUCCUCGCCUCCCCGUCCCUCCUCUCCGCCUCCGCCGCCGCUGCCCCCUCGCCGCCGACGGUGCCCGCCACGCAGCGGCAGGCCGCAACGUCCGCCUCCCCCUCCGCCUCCGACACCCCGUCCCCUGCUCCCCCUCCCGCGCAGCGGCACCGCCACCGGCACCGGAGGCACCGACCGCGGCCCCCGGUCCCGCCAACGCCGCCCAGGCGGCGCCGGCUCAACUUCGGGGAGCGGCUCGGGAUCGCCUUCGCCGGCGUGGCCGUCGCAAUGCAGGUCGCCCUCGGCGCCUUCCUGGCGCUGCGCGCGUGGCAGCUGCGGCGGCUCGACACGGCCGAGGUGUCCUCCUCCACGCCCCUCACCUGACCACCGACCCCCAUCCCCGCCCGAAGCGGCGCCGUGAGCGUCAGUCGCAGGUCCGUGGUUUAUUUGUGAUCUGUGAUCUGAUGCUGCUGUAACACCCGAAUGAAUCCAUGGUGUAGUAGCUGCUGCGUCUGUCCCCCUGUUCGACGCCAUUCUUUCCGUUCUGCUGUACUACCGUGUACAAUCUGCUUCUGCUCCGUGCAGAGCACCACUAGUUGAGAGGCUAUGUGAUAUGAGAGUUGUGCUGCAGCUUUGAUUGGUUGUUACCGUGCCUUACCUGAUCUAGAUUGCUAGUUCUACUACUGCUGAUGUGCUAUUACAGUGUUCGCUCGUGUGGGGGUUAGAAUCGCAAUCGCUUUACUCACUUUAAAUGGGCUUCAAUGUACAAAGCGAUUUAUAUUUCAAUUAUUGCACUGGAUGAUAUAAACUAACCUGUCAGUUGCUCUU